CACCCGUUCUGAUCUGCUUCUGAUUCUGACAACCAGUUAGUUUUGACCUUGAGUUUGACAGCUCGGUAGUUGCAGCUUGGGCUCAAACUCCAAGAGAGAUGGACAGGAGGUGAAUGAAUAUCAAUUUACAAACAUUGCGUAACAAGAGCGAUGUUCCAAAGAGCUUCUCGAGUCAGUUCCCGUGGUUCCUCUCUGAUCUUUCGGACCAUGACCAGUUCAGCAGCAAAUUCAUCCGCCAUGGAUAUGUUUCCUUGCUCGGACAGGGGCAAGCGAAUCUACUCUGAAGUUAUUGGGUUCAUGAACGAGUUUGUGUAUCCCGCUGAGCCUGUGUAUAUCAAGCAGUAUGCGAAACUGGCCGAAAAGGAUCGCUGGCAAGUUCCGCAAAUUAUUGAAGAUUUGAAGGUGGAAGCCAAACGACGCGGCUUGUGGAAUCUAUUCCUGCCGUCUGUUUCCAAACUUUCCCAAACCGAGUAUGCAUUCAUGGCCGAGCAGAUGGGAAGGAGCGUGGUUAUCGCACCAGAAGCGUUUAACUGUAGCGCCCCGGACACCGGGAACAUGGAGGUGCUUCAUCUGUUUGGAACGGAGCAGCAGAAAGCCGAGUGGCUAGAGCCACUGCUGGACGGCCGCAUCCGCUCCUGCUUCUGCAUGACCGAGCCGGAUGUCGCGUCGUCAGAUGCCACGAACAUGGAGUGCGAGAUUCGCCGCGACGGCAAUGAAUAUGUCAUCAAUGGCAAGAAAUGGUGGAGCUCUGGGGCUGGUGACCCUUGCUGCAAGAUUUCUAUCUUGAUGGGCAAGUCCACAGGUCUUGAAGACCAACCUAUCCACAAGCAGCACUCCAUGAUACUCGUUCCUCUUGACACACCCGGCGUGGAGAAAGUUCGCCCUCUGACCGUGUUCGGCUUCGACGAUGCACCACACGGACACCUGGAGCUGCACUUCAAGAAUGUCCGCGUUCCCGUCAGAAACCUGAUCCUGGGCGAGGGACGUGGAUUUGAGAUUGCCCAACGUCGACUGGGACCCGGUCGCAUACACCACUGCAUGCGUCUGAUUGGAAUGGCAGAGAGGGGUUUGGAGGCGAUGUGUCAGCGUGCCUGCCAGCGCACAGCUUUCGGCAAGGCCAUCGCGCGCCAGGGCACUGUUCAGGCUGAUAUUGCACUGUCCCGCAUCGAGAUUGAUCAAGCGCGUCUGCUCACCUUGCAGGCUGCUCGGCUAAUUGAUGCUCGGGGCAAUCGCGCCGCCCGUCAUCUGGUUGCGAUGAUCAAAGUAUCGGCACCGCGCAUGGCCUGUGCCGUGCUCGACCGUGCUAUACAAGUCCACGGUGGCGCCGGUGUCAGUCAGGACCCUGGACUAGCUCACCUGUGGGUGUUGGCACGCUCCCUGCGCAUUGCUGACGGGCCCGAUGAGGUCCACCUGGCCACCGUUGCUCGUGGCGAGCUCAAGCCCUAUGCAGCCGCUGCAAUGGCUGGCACCCAAUCCAAGCUCUAACAACUGACUUGUUUGGACUUUCACAUGGUUGGUCAAAUGCUGAAGGCCAUGCAAUUCGUUUCCGUAACUGACAGAAUUCUUGCCUUGCAUUCCACCUCUAUUAGUUUUUUGUGAUGUACUGACUGGCGGAUCGUGGUUCGUACACUUUUAGCAUCAUUACAAAAUACUUCACAUUUAAUAGAAAGAAAAUUUUACAUGGUGUACAUAGGCUGCUGGCCAGCUUACUGCUCACGAUGAUUUCUCUUCACAUAUUCACAGAUUGACAUUAGGACUUGGCCUUAUGUUUCAUGUAGUUUGCCACUGCACCGAGUUCCCUGGCCACUUCUCUAGACAUGAAUCACACUUUCACUUACUUUGAGAUUACCAUGUACCCUACUCCCUAGAGUACUUCGACAAUUUUUGUGGCUAAUGAAUUGAAGGUGUCUGGCUACGAGGCAAUAUGUGCCGGAGCUGUAAAAACAACAGGGGCAAGCCCGGAUUAACAGUUUGUGUCUGUUUCUAACAAAAAAAUCAAAGAUCUGGAUGGAAA
Messenger RNA from Sycon ciliatum, 2014 nucleotides. RefSeq names its product probable acyl-CoA dehydrogenase FadE2. NCBI's taxonomy places the organism in Eukaryota, Metazoa, Porifera, Calcarea, Leucosolenida, Sycettidae. The coding region runs from base 151 to 1485 and encodes 444 amino acids. The record is from RefSeq and is a predicted model, not a curated record. Gene Ontology annotation, molecular function: acyl-CoA dehydrogenase activity; flavin adenine dinucleotide binding. The transcript has a single exon. Gene Ontology annotation, cellular component: mitochondrion; cytoplasm. Gene Ontology annotation, biological process: fatty acid beta-oxidation using acyl-CoA dehydrogenase.